AUGUAUUUUUUUCUGUUUUUACUGCUUCUGAUAGUCACUUGUACUACCUCCAUUGAAGGGCAGAAAAAGAAGUGCAAUGUUUCUCCAAAAGAUUUAUACAUCCUGGAGGGAUCGGAUACUCAGAUAUUGUGUGAAAGCUUUUGUGUCGACGGGAGAGUGUACUGGAUGCUGAACAACAAAACUGUGAAUGAAAGCUGGUCGAGCUCUGUAAAUUCCACACAUCACAUUCUGUCGCUAAAGAACUUCACCCUGAGCAAUGCAACAGUGGUAUGCCACCACGCCGAUACCAAGGGCGUACUUGGAGGCACCAUUGUCAGGACAUAUGCAAAACCCACCGUUGUUGAUUGCAUCUGGCACUACAAAAAUGGAUCCUUUUCAGGUGUACCUCAGCUUUUCACAUGCACUUGGGAACAUGAAGUCUCACAGAAAAUCAACUACACUUUAUUUGUUAUCUCUUGGUAUAACACUUCCCUGCAAGAAAUGUGUAGCUCAGAAAUUGCAAAAACAUGCACAGCUGUCGGGUCGAAACAUGUAACACUGGCGGGCAACUACAGUGUUACCGUGAGAGCAAAGGCCAAACACUGGGAGAUUGAUUCCGACCCUUAUAAAUUUUACCCUCGUGACAUAUUACAAAUAUCACCUCCAAAAUUAAAGCUACAUUCCUUCACUACUCAUCUGUUGGCUGAGUGUACCGUGUCCAUUCCCUCAAAGAAAUACUAUUGUCAAGUCAAAUACAGCAAGGUUGGAGAUGAAAGACAAUCUGAGGUUCUCAAUAAGACUUUAGAAGCUAGUGGGAAAGGAAACAUUUCCAUUGAAAACAUAGAGUCUUGCAUUUAUUACAAAGUUUCAGCCCGCUGCGCUUGGGACAAAGCUCCUUGGAGUAAAUGGAGCCGAGAGCAAACCAUUAUGAGUCAACUAAACAAGAGUAAUGUGAAGACACAUCUGUGGAGAAAGGUAACAGAACCAGAAAAAAACGGCACAAGAAAAGUUUACGCCAUGUGGACGGAGAUUCCAUCAGCGUGCCAUGGCACAUUUACAUAUUUUAUCCGAGACACUGUCUCACAGGACAAUGGGAUUCAAGUAGAUUAUAAUCAUCAUUCAUGUGGGAAUUCAAUUUGUACAUUUAAUGUGAAUGAAGAGGCACACAGAUUAAAGCUCAUCGUCUUCCAUAAUGAAGAGAUGCUGUCAGAGGACUCUGUUUAUGUUCCGGCUGUUGAAGAAACCGGCCUCCCUCAAGUUUCAAACAUGCAAACUUCAACCAUACAAGGUGUUAUAUCACUGUGCUGGGAUGCUCCUUCUCCGCUUGUCAGGGGUUACAUGAUUGACUGGACCCAUGAUGGCUAUGAGUACUACUGGAAGGAAAGUAAUUGCACCAGCACAACACUUGAGGGUCUUCUGGAUAAAGUGGCCUACAAUAUAACAGUCACGCCGCUGUUUGAGGACAAGACAGGCCUUGGCACACAGGUUGUGCAGAUCUGCACUGCAAUAGCAGCUCCAGCAAAUUUUUCCACAAUCACGGUUGAGGUGACUGACAAAACAGCUUCUGUGAGGUGGACGAUGCAGCACCAGGAUUUAUGCAGCGGGAUUAUUGUCCGCUACAUAGUUUUCUAUGGAACAGGGCAGGGACCACAGCUCAAUAUCACAGUUAAUAGUACAAAUAAAGAAGUUCUUCUGAAGAACCUGAUUCCUUACACCCAUUACAACAUGUAUAUCAAGGCUGUAGCGCAAACUGGAGCGAGUGAAAGCGACGUGAGGUACUUUAGCACAAAAAGCCUUGAUCCGAAGCUGGUCAUAAAACUUUUGAUCAUUGGAAGCAUCACUAUAUUCCUUGUGUUAUCUACAGUAAUAUGCUGUGCUGUGCAGUAUAGGAAAUUCCUAGAGAACCCUCUUCCGGAUCCUGGCCUCAGUUCUGUUGCCCUGUGGCCAUCAGGAACCCACCAAAAGGGGAUGUUUCCCUUCCGUCUAUUCAACUAUCCAUCAGAAAGCCUCUGCGCACGCGUGUACUUAGAAGAUUCCCGGACAACUUCCUCUCCUGAUGUCUGCCAGGAGGAAUACAGUGGCCUUGGUUUUGCUUCAAAGUCUAAUAUACCUAAAGAGAGACCAGAUGACCCCGAAGAAGCAUUCACUCAGUCUUCUUCCAGAGAAUGCACAGAGCUGCUCGCUAAUGGUAGCGGUCAAUUAAGCCCCUACCGAAGCCAGGGUUCUGUGGAAAGCCCCACCCAAAGUUAUGGGAAAGAAUCUAAGUGUCUGCUUCCAGUGAACCAUCAGCAAUUGACAGCAUCACUAGCUAUGUACGUUACUGUUGACAUAUUUGAGCAAGACCAGUGUAGGUGA
Molecule: messenger RNA, 2334 nt
Organism: Nerophis lumbriciformis (worm pipefish)
Lineage: Eukaryota; Metazoa; Chordata; Actinopteri; Syngnathiformes; Syngnathidae
Source: RefSeq, a predicted model, not a curated record